AUGGCGAAGGUCGCCGAAGGUAGCCUCAGCUCGGCUGCAUUCGUUCCCUCCGCCGCCGGAGCCGUCGACCACGCCAACGGCGGGAGCACGCCCGACAAGGCGGCUCGCAAGAAGCGCAAGACGCACACGCAGCACUCCUUCAACUGCUGGGGCCACGAGAUGUCGCGCGGUUCAAUUGCUCGACUGUGUGGAGAAGUGCUCCUCUCUGCCGGCGGCGGAGCCUUUCGAGAGCACUUUUGCAGCCGGUGCAGGUCGGGGGGAGUAUUAAUCGCGGCGUCGCGCAUUUUCAUCGCUCCUCGCGGCCUGAAGAACCGGCGCACAGAAGGCGUGUGGAACGAAUGCACCCCAUCCGCGACGACGCCGCUGCCGCCGCACCGCGUCGUCAACCAGACCUCAGACUGCACCGGGCCCACGCUGGUCGUUUUGCGGGACGAGGCGCCGGGCGCUCCGCUGCCCGGCCUCAUCCCACUCGCUGCCAGCAGCGCGGUUCAGAGCCAGAUUCAGCGGACGCCGUCCGCCGCCGCCGCCGAUGCAUGCGCGGCUUCCGCGCUGAUUGGGCUCGCGUUGCCGCCUGAGCGGCGCGAGGGCGGCGCAGCCUCCUCGUUGGCCAGCCAUGGCGGAGCGGCGCCGGGUUGGAUGUCGCGCGCAGCGCCCGCCUCUAUGCCGGCCCCCGCCCCGCCGCACCAGCCGGUGCCGCCGCCGAUGCACGCUCUGCCGAUGGCGGUGGCGGUGCCGAUUGCGGUGGUGAUGCCGGUGGCGGCGACGCCGAUGAUGCCAGUGGUGACGGUAAUGUCGAUGCCGAUGCCGCCGAUGCCGUACUCAUGCUCCGUGGGGGCAGGCGCCUCGCUGCCCUCCCCAGGGUACAUCCCGCCGGCAGACGUCCAGACCGCCAGACUGGGGGCCAGCGGCAAUGGCGGGCUGGGCAGCACACCGCCACCGUCGCCUCCAGAGGUGAGCGGCGAGCUGAGUACCUCUACCACGCCGCCCGCGCCGCCGCCCGCGCCGCCUGCAGGACGCCAGCCGCACAUGCCGGCGCCACUGCUCUUCGCGCCGCGCUCGUGGCUGCCGCUGGCGCGUCUACCGAUCCCGGCCGUCCUCGUCGCCUCGGCCGCCAUCCCCGUCCUCCUCACCAACGGGCUGGCCUCCUUUGGCGCGGGCGCUUCGGCGGGCGCGAGCUACGUCACGCUCGCCCUCCUGCUGACGCCACGCACGCGGCGCGCGCUCUCGCGCUUGCCUUGCGGCGCCGUGCUCCGGCAGGCGCUGGCAUUCUUGGCCGUGGUCUUUUGGGUCCGCUCCCACUCCGCCUCGUACUACGACCAAGAGCCACGCCCCUCGGUCCCGCUCUGGAUUGCGCGGCCCGGCGCCUUCACGCUGCCCUUCUUCGCGGCCGCCUACCUGACCCAGCUCGCUUCGGGCAACGGACGGCUGGCGGGGCACGUCUGGUGCGCCGCUUGCAUCCUCGUCCCCGCCACGGCUGUCGCGACCAUGUUUUUGCGGCCGGCCGCGGCCAUCGAGUCGGAGCUCCUCCACCACACGAGCAGCUCGCCACUCAAGUUCGCCGUGACCUUCUCGCUCGGGCUGGUCCACAGUGCACAGCCGCGCAGCACCUCGUUCAAGCUCCUCCUCGCGGCGGCGUUGGUCGCGCUGGGCUCGUCGGUCCUCGCCGUCGCCUACCUCCGCACGGGCGACGGGCGGUGGGUGCGGACCGUCAUCCACCCGCUCGGCUUGCCGUUUGCCCUGCCGGCCCUACUCCCGCACGCGAUCGAGGCGGAGCUUUGGCGCGGCGUGACGAGAGCUCUCCAGCGCCUGAGAGGCGACGGCCGCCGCCGGCACCGCGGCGGCACACAUGUCGAGCGUUAG
Molecule: messenger RNA, 1860 nt
Organism: Emiliania huxleyi CCMP1516
Lineage: Eukaryota; Haptophyta; Isochrysidales; Noelaerhabdaceae
Exons: 2
Coding region: 1-1860 (619 amino acids)
Source: RefSeq, a predicted model, not a curated record